Rhagoletis zephyria (snowberry fruit fly) is the source of this 675-nucleotide messenger RNA. Its product is annotated as homeobox protein BarH-like 2. Lineage: Eukaryota; Metazoa; Arthropoda; Insecta; Diptera; Tephritidae. The record is from RefSeq and is a predicted model, not a curated record. Gene Ontology annotation, molecular function: DNA binding.
AUGUCCAACCUAAUCAUCAAUAUCGAAGUGAAAAAAUGCGAAGGAGCACCACAAGGCGUUGAAUUCAUAUAUCAUUACGACAAUGGACAAGUUGUAACUUCACAUACACCGCCGACAUCGUACUACACCCCUCCAGUCAAGGCAGCAGCGACAAAAGUUAUAAAGCCCAAACAAAAACAACGAUCUCGAACGCAUUAUACUCACCAGCAAAUAAUGAUAUUGGAACGUGAAUAUCGGAAAGGAAAGUAUUUGAAUGCAGAACGACGGGCGAAAAUCGCCAGAAGCAUUGGUGUGCAAGAAAAGCAGGUGAAAUAUUGGUUUCAGAAUCGUAGGAUUAGAGGCACCAGAUAUGGCGAGAUCAGCAGCAACGAGAAUAAGGCAGAAGAUAAAGUAGAAAAUAUACGAAAAAUUGUGCAGUUUUUAGAAGGCAGUUUGGUGGAAGGACUCGCGGCGGAAGGCACACAACAAAGCUCAAGCAGCAGCGAAGAGUUAGACGAUGUUGUCGAAGUGAUACAGGAAAGUUGUGUACAAGCCGCAACGGAAAUAGACAUGAAAGAAGCCAAGUUUGGUUCUUCAAUGCAGCCAGUGAUGAAGUGGCCUCAACAAAGUGCAAGCAUUGAGGAGUUAGAUGAUAUUUUCGCAGUGAUCCAGUCACAUUUUGGAGUUCACUUUUGA